AUAUCGAGAAUUGUCGGUUGAGAGUUACAGAAUCCCGCCACAGGACCAAUCAGGACGUUUCAUCGAUUAUCGUUUUUUUUUGCAAUUGCAGUCAACUUCAAACUGUCGACUGCGUGUCUCGACAUUUUCGGUACUAUUACAAAUCAUCGUUAAAACUUUCUAGAUCAUCUACGAAUUUUUAUUAACUUCCUGCUGAUUGUCAAGUAGCUAAGUAUUACAGUAAAUCUAUUUCAUAAACAUGGAAGAUAUCCCAGUACAACCUGGAAGUACUCAAGCUGAUUUUAUUCAAAAUGAAUUAAACUUUGAUAUUGACCCAAAAGAUCCAAUGACAAAUGCUGACCUGAAGGACCCAGUAGAAAAUGAAUGGAUUGAUAUACUUAUGAAUGGACAGUUACGUAGAAAAAUUAUAAAAUUAGGUGAAAAAGGCAAUCGACCAAAUGCAUCAGACAUAUGCACUUUGAAAAUUAUUGGGAAAUUGGAAGAUGGUACUGUUGUUGAAGAAUAUGAAGAAUUAACGAUACAACUUGGAGAUAUUGAAGUUAUUCAGGGUUUAGAUUUAGCAAUUGCAUUAAUGAAUAUUGGCGAGAUUGCUGAGGUUGAGGUGGGCCCAAGAUUUGGUUAUGGAGACAUUGGAAAUAAACCAAACAUCCCAGGUGGUGCUAAAAUCUUUUAUACUGUGGAACUAAAAGCAAUAGAACUUGAAGUAGAUCUUGAUCAGCUCUCAGUACACCAAAGACAAGAAAUUGGAAACAAGAAACGGGAACGUGGAAAUUGGUGGUACAUGCGUAAUGAACCUACACUAGCUAUUCAAUGCUAUCGAAGAGCAUUAGAGUACUUGGAUGAUACAAACGGUGGAAUUAGUUACCAGGAGAAGGAAGGUGAUCAAUUUGCAAGUGAUGCUGACUUGCAAGGCCUUCUAGAAGACAGAAUGAAAGUCUAUAAUAAUUUGGCUGCAGCUCAAAUGAAAUGCGACGCUUAUGAUUCGGCCCAAAGAAGUGUGGAAAACGUUUUGAGAUGUCAACCACAAAAUGUAAAAGCUCUAUUCAGAAAAGGAAAAAUUUUACACGUACGAGGAGAGCACGCUCAAGCUUACGCAAUGUUGCAGCAAGCAGCAAAAUUAGAUCCUGAAUCAAAAGAAAUACAACAGGAAUUAGUAAUUCUACAGAAAAAAAAUGCAAAGGAUGCACACCGAGAGAAAAAUCUUUAUCGUAAAAUGUUAGGCACAAGCAAAGUAAAUGGUGUGGAACUUAAGAAAACUGUAACUGAAAGUAAAAAUAAGAAUGUGGCAAAAGUCGCGUGGAGUCUUAUUGGUGGAGCAGCUGUAGCUCUUGCGGGCAUCUUCGCCUACAGAUAUACUUCGUGAGCCAAUUAAUACAAAACAAAAGAUUACGGGAUUCAAAAAAUGAUCAGUGAUAAAUAUUUGUAUAGCAUAACCUGUCUUGUUCCUGAUCAUUAUUUGAUUCCUUCAAAUUUACGAUAAUAUAUGUUAAUACUUGAAUUAAUUUAUAAGUGGGAGGUUAUUCGAUUUUAAACUUUUUAACUGACAUGUCCAAAGUAACUACUCAAGCGAUUGAAGAAAAUAAGAGAAAAUUCCAUCUUGUUAAUUGUACUACAGUGUGAUUUGCUCUUUCAAAAUUGGGGCUCAAUCGACUAUUAAUUAAAUAACUUGUAUUUUGUGACUGAUGAUGUUGCAUUUGUCUUCUAUUUUUUUUAAUUGUUAAUAUUUAUUUUUAUCAGAAACAUUCGUGCAACUCUUGAACAUGAAACUUUUUAUGUUUGUCAUAAUUUUUGUUUAAAAACUUGUUAAAUUUCAGUACAUAUUUAUUUUGAAGAACAGACAUUCCAGACAUAUAUUACAACUCUGACAUGAAAUAUUUUGCUUAAUUAUUGUAUGUUUAUUUAAAAAAAUAAAAUUCAGAUGUAUCUUAUUCUCUUAAAGAUAUCCAACAUAACAAUACUGUAACUAUACAUAUACAACAGCAAGUACUAUACAUAUUUGACAAAUGCGUAAGACUGAAAAUACGUUUAGACGAAGGCAAUAAAAAUGUAGUAAGAGUAUUUCUUA
Molecule: messenger RNA, 2065 nt
Organism: Cephus cinctus (wheat stem sawfly)
Lineage: Eukaryota; Metazoa; Arthropoda; Insecta; Hymenoptera; Cephidae
Product: peptidyl-prolyl cis-trans isomerase FKBP8
Exons: 5
Coding region: 239-1363 (374 amino acids)
Molecular function (GO): peptidyl-prolyl cis-trans isomerase activity; protein binding
Source: RefSeq, a predicted model, not a curated record